AUGCUGAUUUUUGCGAAUUUAUGUAAAGACGUUGAGUUUGAAGUACAGAAUGUGAACGGAAGAGUGUUUUUGAACGGAAUGGUGGAGGGAGUGGGAUUCAGAGGAGUUGAGAGGAAUUCGCCAUGCAACUUUUGGGUUGUUAAGGCAGGCAAUGGAGAGAUUGAUAUGAAGAGCGCAGUGCAAGCGAGAAUGGUUUCUGUUGAGACGGUGUAUGAAAGCGGAGCAGUGAGUAGGGAAGCUGGAAUUGACGAGCUGUACAUGUCUUUUGGAAACAAGAGGAUGAUGGAUUAUGUCAAAAGAAAGAUCAUUGACCGAAGCAAUGGAACGUUUGUGAGAUCUAAGAUUCAGGCAAAGAUACAAAUUCUACCGCCAAUAAAUGAAAAUGCAAAGGAUGUAGAGGAAUAUUUUGUGCUUGAAAGGAUGUUUCCGACGAGUGUUCUUGAUGAGUUUUCGAAGAUUAAUCUCGGAUCUGUGGAACUACAUGCAGAUCUUGAGACAUUUAAGCAAGAUAUAGGGAUGAAGAUACACUUUUUGCUGGCUGAUUGUAUUAUGAAGGUGCUAGAGAAGAAGUAUGUAACAAGAGAUUGCCUGAGCGACUCUGAGUAUUCGAGUUUUUUUGAUGUGAUCAAGAAUGAGAUUGAAGAGAUGAGGCUGACGCCUCUGUGCAGAGAUCGACUUGCAGUUCUUUGCUAUAUUCUAUUGUUUCAGAUUGAAGGGUUUUGUGUGCACUAUGACAUGCUACCGAAGUUUGGGUUUGGGAAGGAAAAGGUAGUGAGUAUACUUAAGCUGAUAGGGUGCGAAUAUUUGAAAGCUAAAGAGAUGUAUUCAAUGACCAAGAAGCCCAAGAGACUGGGAUAG
Molecule: messenger RNA, 858 nt
Organism: Ordospora colligata OC4
Lineage: Eukaryota; Fungi; Microsporidia; Ordosporidae
Exons: 1
Coding region: 1-858 (285 amino acids)
Source: RefSeq, a predicted model, not a curated record